This is a messenger RNA of Coccomyxa subellipsoidea C-169, 1785 nucleotides long. RefSeq lists its product as hypothetical. The transcript has 8 exons. Gene Ontology annotation, molecular function: snoRNA binding; protein binding. Gene Ontology annotation, biological process: maturation of SSU-rRNA from tricistronic rRNA transcript (SSU-rRNA, 5.8S rRNA, LSU-rRNA). The coding region runs from base 1 to 1785 and encodes 594 amino acids. Gene Ontology annotation, cellular component: Pwp2p-containing subcomplex of 90S preribosome; small-subunit processome. The record is from RefSeq and is a predicted model, not a curated record. Lineage: Eukaryota; Viridiplantae; Chlorophyta; Trebouxiophyceae; Coccomyxaceae.
AUGGGCAUUCCAAUCUGUGCCUGCAGAUACGUGCAGUACGAGAGCAGGCUUGAAGAGCUGAGGAAACUACGAAAGGAUGCAAUGGGACUGGAGGGCAAGCGGGGCCUGGCUGAUCACGGAAUGAUCCGGCGGAUCCACUUCAUAUAUCAGCGUGCCACGCAGAAGUUCAGGGGCGACAUGCGCCUCUGGUCAUCCUGGCUGCAGUUCUGCAAGGACUCCGGCAGCACACGCAAGCUCUCCCAAGUGGUGACCAAGGCGCUGCAGCUGCAUCCGCGCGAGGCAAGCCUGUGGAUCCAUGCGAGCGCAUGGGAGUUUGAGCACAACCGCAACGCCGGGGCCGCACGCGCGCUGAUGCAGCGGGGGCUGCGCAUGUGCCCUGGCAGCGCGGACCUUUGGGCAGAGUACUUUAGGAUGGAGCUGCUGUACGCGCACACGCUGCGCACGCGGCGCAAGAUCCUGGGCAUCGCCUCAGCAGGUGGCUUGGCUGGGGACGUGGAAGGGGUGCAGGCUGAGACGCCUGCAUCUGCUGGAGAGGAGUCAGAGGCAGCCGUGCAAAUGGUGCUGAACGGCGCGGUCGCGACGGUCGUAUUCAAGCAAGCGACGGCAGAGCUUUCAAAGGAGGCGGCCAUUCGCAAGAGGUUCCUGGACAUCCUUUCGGGCUUCUCAUUCCCGGGUGCAGCAUCGAUCGCUGAAGCCAUCUACAGCAGCUUGGAGGCGGACUUCCCCACCGAUGCAGAGGCUUGGGAUCUGCGCGCGAGGCGCUGGCUGACUCAGCAUCCGCCAGAGCAGCCGUCAGCUUCCACCAGCUCCCCAGAGGAGGCAGCUGUGGCUGUCUACGAGAGCGGGCUGGCAGCCACGCAGGGCGAGCAGAUGUAUGAUCUCUACAUGGCCUUCCUGACUGAGCAUCUGGACAAGCUGGCGCCUGCUGGAGGGGACUCGAGAAUUUCCCUCCCCAAGCUGAAGGGGCGGUCCAAGGAGCUCGCUAAAGCUCUCUUGGAGAAGGCGGCUUCAGAAGGCCGGGCUUCCGAGGCGCUGUUGCUAGAGUGGCCCAGGCUCGCGCUGAGAUUUGGACGCGUGAAGAAGGCCCUGGAGGCUGCGGCGCGCGCGUGCCAGAGCUGCCCCGGCUCUGCGGCUCUGUGGCAGCAGCGCUUGCUCCUGCAAGCCCAGCAGGCCUCUGCGCAGGGUACUGAUGCGAAUCGGGAGAGCGCACAAGCGUUGGCGCUGGAGGCGGUCAGGUCACUGCCGUGCUCUCAAGCGGCAGAGCUGUGGAUUGUGGGCUUCAGAACUCUGUCCUCCCUGUCCCUGCCGCUGGAUGGCCUUGUGAAUGAGCUCGUGCGGGUUCUCAGCGGCUCGGCAAAAGGGCGGCUCCGAGGAGGGAUGGGAGAGGCGGCAGCAGUGGCGGUACAGGCUGUGCGGGACACAUCUGGGCUGCCAGCAGCAAGGCAGCUGUAUCGGCGACUGCUGAAGAUACCGCCGGCUGGCGGCUCGCUGAUGCAUGCUGUGCUGGAUAUGGAGCUGGGGGCCUCAGCAGAAGAAGCCCUGAGCGCUGCAGAGCUCGACAGAGUCUGCGCCCUCUGCAUGACACUGACUACUGUCUGGGGGUGCAUGCAGGCGGCUGUGGAUGCCUACGGGUCAGAGGAUGAAGAUAUCUGGUUGAAAUAUGUGCAGAACAGGAUGCAGCAGGCAAAGAAUGUGGGAGACUUGCAUUGGCGGGCGACGAAAGCCCUGACUGAUCCUGAGACCUUCGUACAGAAGUAUCAUGACUUGCAACAUGCUUUUGUGUAG